AAAAAUAUUCCACACAUUUUCAAUGUUUCUCGAGUGAUUGCUUUUAUCUUGUUAUUCUAUAUUUAGCAUUUUCACGCCUGGUGUUGCGAUUCGCCUUAUUUUGAUCAGUUCGUGUUUAGUUUUUGUCACAUGCUUAAAAUAGAUUCAUGUGAAAUAAUUUUAACUUCCUUAUUUGGAGACUCGUUCUUGUCAAUAUUCUUGGGACAUUAAAGUGUCCAUACUUAGUGUACUGAUGGAGGGUCAUAUUGUGAAGGAAUUUCAAAAUCUGCGAGUGUUUUCAAACAACAAAUUUGUGAGGAUGGAUGAGCUGGUGCAUGAUCUGGCAAGUGCUCUUGAGGAGACAGCCAGAAGUACCAAGUCUCAAUCCCGUGAGAGUCAACCCUCAGGGUCAUCCUCCAAACGCUGCAGCCGAAAACGCAAAGGAAAGAAACGUCGCACAUUCAUAGUUGAUGGAGGAAACAUCAGUGAAGCCUCAGAAAGCAGUGUUGAGGAAGCACUGAAGGAUUACAUGGAAAACAUCAUCCAGCAGAGUGACUCUGAUGAUAUUGGUAUGUCAUCUACAGUUGCCAGAUUGACUAUGCCAUUAAAUUUUAGUUAUGUGCCAACAGUGGAAUCUGAUUCAGUGACAGAAACUUUUUCUCCCAGACGUCCUCAACGUCGAAGGAAGAAAUACAAGUCGAUGGCAGUAGACAGUGAUCCAGACAUGAUGAUGCAGCCACCUAUGCAUCCCCCAAAACCCUAUCAGCAUCACCAUAGUAGUGACGGGAACCUUCACAGCUCGUCUGUAGACCAGGGGGCCACUCAGACACCUCUCACAAACAAAGACAAUAUUGGGCUCAUAUCUAUAGAAGCCUCCGUGUUGCCAGGAAAGAGGAAGAGGAGUUCGAAGUCAAGGACAGAUUUCCCUUCCAGCAGCAGCACUCACGGCAAACCAUCUAAGAAUGAGGAUACCAUGGAUGUGGGCUCUCAAGAGAGUAGCUCCAGUUCAAGUCUUAGCAGUAGUGAGAGUGACGGCCUUAUCACCAAUGAUGAAGGCAGAGAGGCUGAUGAUGAGCAAAGUGACUUUUUCUACGAGGGCGGUCCAGCGUGCGGGAUUCCUGGGAUCAUUCCGUGGUGGGAAAGCGACGCAGGUCAACGGGAGGUGGAGUCGGAUAAGGAGUUCCAGCAGAUACUGACAGGAACAUUUGAACAUCUCUCCAAAUCCUCACAGAUGGCAUUCAAAGCCAGAGUGUCUAGGCUCAUGGCAAAGUCUGGCAGAGAGAUACGCUUUGGAAGAAGAAAGCUAAAAGAAAAGCAUCCUGGAUACACUGUGUCCAGAUUUCUACAAGAUCGUCAGGUGUGGAAUUCUAUGCAGGGAGUGAUCUCCCCUGCCUGGCAAUCGAGUAACAACACCAGUUCCUGUAAUGAUAAUUCCAAACGGCGCAGGAAUACACCCCCACCAACACCACAAUCAGAAGGUUUCAUUGGUAAUGAGGCAGACCCUAUCCCCGACUCGAACCUAGGCAGUAAGAUGUUGCAGAACAUGGGUUGGACACCAGGAUCAGGACUGGGAUCUGAUGGAGCUGGCAUCAAAACUCCAGUCAUGGCUUACCGACGCCCACGAAGGCAAGGACUUGGCUGUCGGACUGCUACAAAACCACCCGAUCAUACUUGACUACAUUUAUGACUUUUAAAGACUAGUGGAUCAAUCAAGUGCACUGUUGUACAUUGAGUUAUUCAUUAUUAAUUUGCAUUAGGGCAGUCUGACUUGCAACCCCAAAGAUAUCUUUAAAUAUGUUAUCAUAUAUAUUGUACAGUGUACAUGUAUUAUAAUGUAUAAUGUGCUACCAAAACAUUAACAUACACUGUGUUAUGUUAAUGUUUGUUUUAAGUCUUUUUAGGUCACCUGAGCUUUGCUCAAGUGACUUAUUCUAAUCGCUUUCCGUCUCGUCUUCUCGAGAACCAGUGCAUGGAUUUUUUUCAAACUUGGUCAGAAUCAUCCUUGGUAGAGAUGAGGCUACAAAAUUGUACAAUUGGGAUUCCUACCCAAACCCCUGGAGCCAGGGAGGGGCCGGAAAGGGAAAAUUAAUCAAUAUUUCAAAAAUCUUCUUCUCCAGUCUCAGAGGUACUACAGUCAUUUUCUCU
Molecule: messenger RNA, 2124 nt
Organism: Mizuhopecten yessoensis (Yesso scallop)
Lineage: Eukaryota; Metazoa; Mollusca; Bivalvia; Pectinida; Pectinidae
Product: G patch domain-containing protein 2-like
Exons: 7
Coding region: 233-1654 (473 amino acids)
Molecular function (GO): nucleic acid binding
Source: RefSeq, a predicted model, not a curated record